This is a messenger RNA of Varanus komodoensis (Komodo dragon), 753 nucleotides long. RefSeq lists its product as uncharacterized. The transcript is spliced from 5 exons. The record is from RefSeq and is a predicted model, not a curated record. Gene Ontology annotation, cellular component: cytoplasm. Lineage: Eukaryota; Metazoa; Chordata; Lepidosauria; Squamata; Varanidae. The coding region runs from base 1 to 753 and encodes 250 amino acids.
AUGCUCCAGUAUCCGAGAUUCAGCCCAGCCCACCGCACCGUCCUGAGUGCAACAAGAGCACAGCUUGAGCAGGGGGUUGUGCAGGGACGGGCCGUCACUGACACGCGCCGGUUUGUUCAGGGCAUCGGCGAGGCGUUCGGCGUGGCCGCGUUUUGCCACCUGGGCGAGAUCAUGGAGGCCCUGAGGGACUUCAGCCGCCUCCUGGAAUCAAGGAAGUCCGUCCCCGGCGAGGCUUCCGAGGAGGAAAGGGACAGCGCCGAGAGGGAGAUGCACGCCACCUCGCUGCUGUGCUGCGGGCAGGCAGCCUCCGGAGCCAAACCAGACGACUUGCUGCAGAUGGCGGAGCACAUUGUCGCAGAGGUCCUCUUCCACUUCCGUGCCCAAAGCAAGGAUGAGGAAAUGAAGAGGAUCUUCAUGCGGGCAAUUGUAAUGAUUGCCAGAGCAAUUGUGCGCACCAGGAGGGAAGACGCCGAAUUCCCACGAAAAUCCGAAACUGUGGUGUGCAUUUCUGGCAUCAUUGAAGAAGAGCCGCUGGGGUCCUUGUCCAUCAAUCACCUCCACCAGGCCUUGGUCACCAUCAGCAGCAUGACGUGCUUGAAGCCUCCUCUGGAGUCGGAGGUGAGCUCGGAGCUCGUGAGCAAAGCCAUCCAGAAGGUGCUCUCCCUGCCCUUCUUCCGGGUGGCCAGAGGGAACGCUGGCAGCCCAACCUUCCAGACGCAGGUGACUUGGCCUUCCCCCGGGGGCUCCGCGUGA